GUACUUCCGAUAUUUUGACUUUCUUUCUCGUCAUUGGGGCCGUGGCAGCCACUGUCGAUUAGAUCCCAGAGUUCACUGCUGGUUAGGACGUAUCGCCAGAGGACAGAGAGAAGAUACAGUAUGGUUGUUGGACUGGUGGCAUCCCGCGGAAGCCUGGCUCUGCUUUCAGUGCCAGUCUUUGCACAGAGUGACAAACAAGAGAAAGCACUUCUCAAGAUUGACCAAUUGUCACUUUAUACGACCCCGGCUGAAAAUUAUCGAUUUGUGGAGGCAAAGCCAAGCCUGCUGGAAGAGAGGAUCUCUGAGCUCCGAAAAUUAGCUGGACCAUAUACCACUGGGCUCCAGGCUGCUUAUACAACUGUGAAGCCUAAAGUAGAAAAGACGGUUCAGAUCGGUAAAGAUGGAUAUACCUUUCUGAAGAACCCACCAACUGGAUUCUACCCACGUGCUGGAGUCAUUGCACUUGCUGGAGUGACAGGCCUUUUUCUCGCUGGAAGGGGGUCCCGUAUAAGGAAAGUGAUUUAUUCGUGUGGGUUUGUCGCAGCUUGUGCCUCUUUAUAUUAUCCUGAAGAAACGAUUGAAGCAGCAAAGGUGGCCAGCACAACACUUUAUGAAAUAUCUAUGCAAGGGUAUUUAACUGUUGAAUCCUUUUGGAGAAAAAACACAAACAGGGAACAACAACCUACGCCCACAAUCAGUGACAAUCAGGCUGAAGAUGUUCAACAAUCAGGUCCGAACACUUCCUCUUAAACUCUAUCAGUAAUUGAUGCUGUCAGACCUGCUAAGUUUUUCCAGCAUUUUUUGUUUUUGUUCCUCUUAAAUGCAUCUAUGCUAGUCACCUCAAGGACUCAAUGAGGUACAUUACCCACAUUCUGACUCUGUGGGUUAAGAAGUUUCUCCUGAAUUCUUUACAGGAUUUAUUAGUGACUAUCUUAUAUUGAUGGCCUCUUGUUCUGGACACACCCGCAAGUAAAUUGGGCUGGCAUAGAUCCCCCACCCCCCCACCUUAAACCAGCUUAUAUUUCACCCCUCUCCUAUUUUUACUUAGUUCUGUUGAAGGGUCAUGAGGACUUGAAACGUCAACUUUGUUCUUCUCUGCCGAUGCUGCCAGACCUGCUGAGUUUUUCCAGGUAUUUCAAUUUUUGUUUUGGAUCCAUGUUAAUGGUUCAGCCAGUUGACACUGAUUACACUGUGCCUGGCCAGCACCAAAGGAGAUGAAAGUUGGGAAAAUCCACCCAGUUGUUCUCACCCAGGCAUCUCACAGAGAGAAUAACUUCAUGCUUCUCUUCACGCAGUAGAUUCACUGAAGUGAUUGUUUUC
Molecule: messenger RNA, 1320 nt
Organism: Carcharodon carcharias (great white shark)
Lineage: Eukaryota; Metazoa; Chordata; Chondrichthyes; Lamniformes; Lamnidae
Product: MICOS complex subunit MIC26-like
Exons: 9
Coding region: 121-750 (209 amino acids)
Biological process (GO): cristae formation
Cellular component (GO): MICOS complex
Source: RefSeq, a predicted model, not a curated record